GAUUAUGCAGCAUUCAUGGUUACUUCCAAAAUUGAGAUCAACAUCAAUAAUGCAUGCUGCCCACUACCAGUCAACGAAGACUGCUUCUGCUUCUUUACUUCUCUAUCCAUAACCGAGUCUCUUGUGCGUGCAGUGAGCUUGGAAAAGGCCAUGGCAGUGGGAUUAGCAAUUGUAGGUGAGGGCAGCCAGUACAAUGGGAGGAUAACCCGGUUUGUAGUCCUGUCUUGUAUGAUGGCCGCCAUGGGAGGAGUUCUCUUCGGCUAUGAUAUUGGAAUUUCAGGUGGAGUCACCUCUAUGGAGUCAUUUCUCAAGAAGUUCUUCCCAGAGGUGUACACUAAGAUGAAAAAAGAUACCAAGAUUAGCAAUUACUGCAAGUAUGAUAGCCAAUUGUUGACUUCCUUCACAUCCUCACUCUACGUGGCUGGCCUUGUGACAACUUUCUUCGCUUCCUCGGUCACUAGAGCCCUGGGACGCAUGCCAUCAAUCUUCGCUGGAGGCGCUGCUUUCCUUGCGGGUGCAGCCCUUGGCGGUGCAGCUUUCAAUGUCUACAUGCUUAUACUUGGUCGCGUCUUGCUCGGAGUUGGGGUCGGUUUUGCAAACCAGGCAGUCCCCUUGUAUCUCUCUGAAAUGUCCCCACCUAAAUACAGAGGCGCAAUCAACAAUGGUUUCCAAUUCAGUAUUGGCAUCGGUGCUCUAUCAGCAAACAUCAUCAACUUUGGUACAGAAAAGAUCAAAGCAGGCUGGGGCUGGCGAAUCUCUCUAGCAAUGGCAGCCGUUCCAGCCUCCAUUCUUACAUUGGGUGCUCUUUUCCUCCCGGAAACACCCAACAGCCUGAUCCAACGCAGCAGCGACCAUCACAAGGCCAAACAAAUGCUACAGCGCGUCCGAGGCACCAACGAUGUCCAAGUAGAAUUGGACGAUCUCAUCAAAGCUAGUUCCAUAUCAAAAACCAUCGAACAUCCGUUCAAGAAAAUUUUAGAAAGAAAAUAUAGGCCCCAACUUGUAAUGGCAAUAGCCAUACCUUUCUUCCAACAAGUGACGGGAAUCAAUGUCAUUGCCUUCUACGCCCCAAUACUAUUUCGGACGAUUGGUUUGGGGGAAAGUGCAUCGCUUUUGUCGGCGAUCAUGACAGGGAUUGUUGGCACAGGCUCAACCUUCAUAUCCAUGCUUAUAGUGGAUAAACUCGGCCGAAGAGCUUUGUUCAUAAUAGGGGGUAUUCAAAUGUUCAUCUCCCAGAUUAUGGUGGGAGGAAUAAUGGCAGCUCAGCUAGGUGAUCAAGGUGGGAUAGGCAAAGGGUAUUCGUAUUUGGUUCUGAUUUUGAUAGGUGUGUACGUUGCUGGGUUUGGGUGGUCAUGGGGUCCAUUGGGAUGGCUAGUUCCGAGCGAGAUUUUUCCAUUGGAGAUUCGAUCGGCUGGGCAGAGUAUUACGGUGGCAGUGAGCUUUAUAUUCACUUUCGUAGUUGCUCAAACUUUUCUGGCAAUGCUCUGCCACUUCAAGGCCGGGAUUUUCUUCUUCUUUGGGGGAUGGGUAGUGGUGAUGACGGCAUUUGUGUACUUUCUUUUGCCGGAGACGAAGAAUAUGCCGAUUGAACAGAUGGACAGAGUAUGGAGGGAGCACUGGUUUUGGAAGAGAAUUGUGGAGAAGUAGUCGGGAGUGUAAGAUUGAAGUGCGAAUUAGCACUACAACCAACAAAGUUUGGCCAAAAUUUAGAUAAAGAAUUUACUUUU
Messenger RNA from Juglans microcarpa x Juglans regia, 1727 nucleotides. RefSeq names its product hexose carrier protein HEX6. Gene Ontology annotation, molecular function: monosaccharide transmembrane transporter activity. Gene Ontology annotation, cellular component: membrane. Gene Ontology annotation, biological process: monosaccharide transmembrane transport. The record is from RefSeq and is a predicted model, not a curated record. Lineage: Eukaryota; Viridiplantae; Streptophyta; Magnoliopsida; Fagales; Juglandaceae. The transcript has 3 exons. The coding region runs from base 16 to 1647 and encodes 543 amino acids.